UUGAAGUCUAGGGUUUCAGGGGAGAUAGUUCUUCACUGGCAUCGAAACUGGAAACAACUCGAGGAAACCAGAAUUGUCGAAGAAUUUUCAUGAUGUGCUGCUCACACUUCAGUUGUGGAAAUGCAAUUCGAUGUAGGAGGACUUUUUGGAUAUUCGAGAUGGAGAUCAAAGGACGUGUCGCUUUGAUAACCGGAGCUGCUUCUGGAAUCGGCAGAACUUAUGUCGAGGAGCUACUUAAUCAUGGAGCCAAGGUCUCGAUAUGUGAUAUAAAUGCUGAAGAGGGUGAGAAACUUGCAAACAGUCUGAUGACAAAACAUGGGAAGGAUAAGGUGAUUUUUUGUCAAUGCGAUGUCACUGAUUAUCCCCAGUUCGAAGAGUCAUUCAGGACGACUAUUUCAACAUUCGGACAUAUUGAUAUCGUUAUCAAUAACGCUGGCAUUAUGAAUGACAGAUUCUGGGAGCUCGAAGUCGACAUUAAUCUGAACGGCGUUAUCAGAGGUACCCUCCUCGCCCAACGCUACCUCGGGAUUGAUAAGGGCGGAAGGGGUGGUGUUGUCGUGAACACUGGGAGCAAUGUGAGCUUAAAUCCAUAUAUCAGUGUGCCAAUUUAUUCUGCGACGAAAGCUGCUAUUGUCAGUCUCACGAGAGCUUUUGGCGACAAGUAUCACGUGGACUUGACAGGCGUCAGUGUAAUGGCACUGUGUCCAAGUGCGACGACUGAUAGUAAUUUAAUUCGUGAUGUUGGAAAACAAUUAUUAAUACCUCGUUAUGAGGACGCCUGGCGUCGGGACACAGCCUCCAGUGUGCCACAAAAAGCUGACCACGUGGGGAAAGCACUCAUCCAAGUCUUGAAUGUUGGAAAAAGUGGCAGCGUAUGGCUCGUGGAAAACAGUCAACCGGCUCGAGAAGUUGUACCACCUAAGAAUCCGCCCAGGUAUCAUUUGAUCUUCGUCCCAUGGCAGCUCUUUAAUGAGAAUUUUCGAGGAGCUGCUCACUGCGACAUCGAGUUUAGUGUCAGUAGCUCCUCCAUAAAUUCACGUAGCUCAUAUUUCGCACGUGAAGGACCUGGAGAAAAUUUUCAAGUGAACAAAUCCAAAAGCAUGAACAUACGAUGUCUACGUCCGAUGUUCCACCGAAUUGAUCGAGCCCUUUCGAUUAUUCCACGUCGAGAGUUGGUUGCUGCUGUCAAAGAGGAAGUAAAUAACAAGAAGAAGAGGAGGAAAGGGAUCUGGCCCUGGUCCAAAGAGCCCGAGGAAGAGAAAAUAAAAAUUUUAAGACCAGGAGAAUGCGAAGGGGAAGUGACCUUUCUCGACCCAAAAUGCAAAGUGGCGAUAAUCGUCAACGGAGGUAAUAGCUUCGGACUCUCAGCAGCGCAUUCCCUACUGCAUCACGGGGCUAAGAAUGUCAUUGUGGCGGAUGACAGCCCAUCCGCUGGACAAAGGGCGGUCCAGCAGCUGUGCGACAUGCAUGGAAGAGAUCGUGCACAUUUUGCACUUUGUGGACUGAAUAGUGUCUGCAAAUUUGAAGCUGUAUUCGACUCUGUGCUGUGCAGACAAAGGAACAUUCAUAUUUUGUUUAAUAAUCUCGAUGGUACCACAUCUCCGUCGCAAUCAUGUGCUGAAACUGAUGAGGGUGACGGUAGCUGGAGCAAAACUAGACGGGCCAUCGAGGUGGGGGUGAAAUUCAUGGGGAAACACAACGGGGGGGAGGGGGGAAUUAUCAUAAACACGGCCAGAGUCCUCGGCUUCAUGGGAUGGCCAGAGGAGCCGGUGCCUGUUUACUGCUCCAAGGAGCCGGUCCAGGAGACGACGCAGGAUUUGGCUAAAAUGUAUCAGUUCGAAGAAACUGGGGUGAGGAUUAUCAGUCUUCUGGAGACUUCGCGGCCCUUUGAGGACAUUGGUUUACCUGAUUUUCCCCCUACCGAUGGGAAACUGGAGAGGGGAAGGCCCGUGUUUACCACAUGCACGUCGGCAAUGGAAUCGAAAAUUGGUAGAGCGAUUGUUCACCUCCUGGCGAAGGCUGAGAACGGGAGCGCGUGGCUGAUGGAGUCAGCGUCACCCCGAGAAUUACCGAGGCUUAUUCAUUUCCCGAGUAAAAAGGGCGAGAAGGUCGAUCCAAAGGUCUAUGAUGAUCUGUCAUGUUCUACCUUCCGAAAAUUCUGCGCAUCUCCGAAGGACAGUAAAUGUUGCCCAGAUGUCAAGACUCAUUGCCCUCCUCGGAACCCAAAGAAAUGAAAAAUCGAAGGGUACAAUCCACAUGGACACAGCAUAAAUAAUGAAUAACUAUAUUAUUAUUUAUUGGGCGAGUACAAAAAUAGUUUCAUGCAUCAGACAAUUUAUAAAAGCGCAGCCUCUUGGUCAAUAUUUCACAGCAGUGAUGGAAUCUUAAUUGAGAUUGUCUUGGUUUCCAGAUAGCCCUCGAGGCCAUCCUCGCCGCUAAAAAAAAUUAAAAUAUUCAGAAAUACAUUUUUUAAUGGAUAAGUUUGAUUCAAAUACUCACAGCUCACGGCCAAUUCCAGAUUUCUUGUAUCCUCCGAAUGGAGUUUGCGGGGUGAUGGCGUCGUAGCAGUUGACCCUGAAGACCACAGAAAGUUGAAUUUAUCAUUAAUCACAUUUAAUUUUGAUUGGAAUCCUAUUAAACAACGAAUUCCCUUUUCCCUUUUUCUGAUAAAUAUUUCCGAACCACAAAUGGAAAUUAAAAUAAAAUUCAUCCGAAUGUCCGAUGGACUUAGAAUUUCUCCGGGAAAUCUCCGCGUUUUUGUCCAAUUUUUUUCACGUAUUUUGUUCCCUUACCAGACACUUCCUGCUUCAACAGCGUCGGAGAACAGAAGAGCCUUGUUGAUAUCAUUCGUUAUGACCGCAGCCGCGAGGCCAUAAGUGGUGUUGUUCGCUCUCUCAAUGACUUCCUCGAGAGUAUUGAAUUUCAGAAUGGACUGAACAGGUCCGAAGAUCUCCUCCUUAGCGAUUCUCAUAUCAUCUUUGACAUUCGAGAAGAC
Messenger RNA from Diachasmimorpha longicaudata, 2995 nucleotides. RefSeq lists its product as uncharacterized. Gene Ontology annotation, cellular component: cytoplasm. The transcript has 16 exons. The record is from RefSeq and is a predicted model, not a curated record. Gene Ontology annotation, molecular function: oxidoreductase activity, acting on the CH-OH group of donors, NAD or NADP as acceptor. Bases 90 to 2234 code for a protein of 714 amino acids. Lineage: Eukaryota; Metazoa; Arthropoda; Insecta; Hymenoptera; Braconidae.